CUCUCGCGAACUUCCCUGGAAGACCCUGAAGAACGCCUUCACACCUCUGCACUUUUACUCAUCCCACUCAUCGGCAUGGGUGUGCCUUUGGCCCCAGUAAGCUCCGGCACUCGAUCUUGCAGACUUCUUCGGAAGACUCUUGGACACAUGUGUACAUCUCCCCUUCCAUCGUCUCCACAGAGGGUUGCACUGGGGGAUUUAUAAGGGUGACUGUGGUCAGGUACCGAUUCAGUUCGAACCGCCCGUCAUUCAGAUUGUUUGUGACUGGCCUUUGAGCGGUGUCUGUGUGGCUCCGUAGCUCCGGCUUUCGCUUUCAAUUCGCUCCAUUUGGAGUUGGAACACUCGAUCACCAUCUGAACAUGGUUCUGGCCCGCUGGUUUCGCUCCCGUGAGGAGUAACCAUGGUCGGUUCCUCAGCAUGUAUCCUCAUCGUCGUCGACGUCCUCCCCUCUGCUGUCCGACCAUGCCCGCUUCCGCCUUUGAGCAUGUCUCAGGUGAUGAUCACUCUUACUGACUCCCAAAACCUGCCGUCCCCCUCUGCCUUCACCAAGAUCCAUCAAGUCAAGUUGAGGCGAUUGAAUGAUCAGGAUUUCUGCCGUCGACAGGAUCACCUCGUAACACAGGUCCUGUCUGCUGGCUUUCUGCGUUAUCUCGGGUUGAGUGUGAAGGGUUUUGAUAGCGGCCUUCGCCCAGGUAUUGCCGGCGGUCGUCUUUGGGUCCCGGUGCUCCGUGCUGUAGCCUGUCUGCCGCAUUCGCUUGGUUGUCCGUCGCUCGGAUCCGCCACUGCUGGUAUCGAUUCUACUGCUGGUCCCGCCUUCACUGCUGGUAUGACCUCCGCGGCUGGUGUCGUCUUCACUGCUAUCAACCUCGCUUCUGGUAUCGGCCUUGCUGCUGGAAUCGCCUCCACUGCUACUAUCGUCUUCACUGCUGGUCUCGCCUUGGCCGCUCCGGGCUCGACUGAAUGUGUCCACCCUGGGUGGUUGAUCCAAUUCCUCCACUGCAUCGGUCCUGACCGAUCACCAGAGCUCUGA
Zymoseptoria tritici IPO323 is the source of this 1030-nucleotide messenger RNA. RefSeq lists its product as uncharacterized. The transcript has 4 exons. The record is from RefSeq and is a predicted model, not a curated record. Lineage: Eukaryota; Fungi; Ascomycota; Dothideomycetes; Mycosphaerellales; Mycosphaerellaceae. Bases 401 to 1030 code for a protein of 209 amino acids.